AUGGACAUCAACGCUCUGCUGUCGCCGGACGAUGGCUCUUCUUCUUCUGCCAAGGGCGAGGGAGCUCCGUCGUCGUCCGUGUCGCCGCAGAAGAGUCGAAGCAGCCGCGUGCGACGACCCAGCGGUGGCAAGCGGACUGCCAGCGGAUUAUCCCACGAGGUCUCUCGCUCGCCGGAUCGCAGACCACUCAAUCCCGCCGCGGACCCAGCUCCGCGACAUCAAACUAACAGCACCACCUCACAGCAGAACUACCUCGACCCGUCACGACCACUGAUCGCACAUCGUCCAUCAUCCACUCCGUCGAUGGAAACACUGGCCGAUCUGGCUUCCAUUCAACAACGACAGCAAACGACGCGGACGUAUUCUGCCAACAGCGUCAGCACCCUCCGUGGCUUGGACGCGCCAUCACAACAGCGCCCGCCGUUGCACUCGCACACCAGCGGCACGCCUCCUAUAUCCCGCGGUAUAUCUCGUCAAUCUCUGGCCGACCUCACCAUGGCGGAGGCUCCAUCGCAAACGCCGCCGCCGCGCGACUUCAAGUCAAGUGACCUCUCCGAAGAUGAAUCAAGAACCGUUAGCGAUCUGUUGAACUACCUCGCCGAGAACUCAUACGCCUACGAACAGCACGUUCAGCUCAUUAACCUGCUGCACAAAGGAUUUCUUUCGCACGCACAUCCUUUUGCCGCCUCUCCAGACACUGCUACACCUAGCGCACCCUCUAGCUAUGCACUCCUCAAUGAGAUGCGUCAGGCUCGCGAGGCGAUGGACACUCGGUUCGCCGUCGGCGAAGCCAUCUGGGCCGACUGGCUAGCAGAUGAAGCUCUCUUAGCCAACACCAGUGAUGAACGAAUUGCGAUGACGGAAUUAUGCCAGAAAGCCGUUCAAGACGAGCCUGCAUCGGUCAUACUGUGGAUGAUGUUUGUGGAUUGGGUGACGAGCAAUUAUGCCGCAUGCCACGAUCUCGAGGGCGCUGAGAAUUCCACUUGGACCUCCGAUGACAAGGAGAUGUGUCGAGAACUUUUCACCUGGGAGAUGGUUGUCGGAAUUCUGGAGCAAGCCAUUGCUGCUACCAAAUGGCGCAUCGACAAGAGCCACCUUCUCUGGAACCGAUACGCUCAGAUGGUGCAGGAUCAAUUCCCAUCGAACCCUACAGAGGCCGAUGUCAAGAGCUUGCACAGCCUCUUCCUAGAUCGUUUGCAAGUGCCACACGCGGCAUGGGACGAGACGCGGCAGACCUACUGGCCGAUAGUGUCGCGUUUCGAGGGUGAUGCGUACGAGGCUGUCUUCGAGCAAGUCAAUAAAAUGGCUCAACCCGCACAGAAAGCCAUGAAAGUCCGCGAGCAACACGAAUUCAAGCUGGAGCGCGCGGUACAGUCCGGAGAGCCCUUACAAGUUCAUCGAGAAUUGGAGAAAUAUCUCAAGUCGGAGAGAUUCCAACACAACAAACCUGGUCUGUUCGAUUACGACCUGCGUUGUGGACUUUACGAGCGAGCUUUGCUGUACGAGCCGACAAAUACGGAAUGGUGGCUGGACUAUGUCGACUUUGUUGUCACCUCGCCUGCAGCUGCAACACAAUCUUUGCUUCCCUUGAUUGAGCGAGCGACACGACACUGUCCGUGGUCAGGCGAACUCUGGGCGAGGCGCAUCUUGCAAGCAGACUCGGAGCGAAAGUCGAGGGACGAAAUCGAAUCGACGAAGCACAGAGCGACUAAUGCGGGACUGCUCGACAUUGGAGGCAUGGAAGAGCUGGUGAGAAUGCUGCAAGAGUGGUGCAGCUACCUCCGCCGCCACGCUUUCCGUGCCGGCAAUGCCGAAGAUGACAUCGACACAGCUGAGGUGGGCAUCACAAUGGCGCUCGAAGACGUGCAGCAAGCUGGCGUCAAGAUUUAUGGCAAAGACUUCAAGGGUGAUCCUCUCUGGAGACUGGAACAGAUUCAGCUCAAGUUCUACACUCAGGGGCGUCGAUUCGACGAGGCAAGAAGCUUGUUCCAAAAGCUCGCGAAGACUGUUGGUCACUCGUACGAAUUCUGGAAGCACUACUACAACUGGGAAUUGACCAUGUGGGGAUUCAAUCGCUUCCGCGAUCCUCAAAGGUUUGAAACAGACGACAACGGUCCGAAUGACGCUACAGCUGUGGUGCAGGAAGCUCUUCGUCAGCGCAACGUGGAAAGCCCGGAGAGGAUCCUCCAAUUGUAUCUCGACCAUUUCCGCUUACAUGAGUCGGGCUCCCGACUUCACGCCGCUCUAGUGGAAGGAAGAGAGUAUGCAAACCGACUCGCUGCGACUAAGGCCAAGCAGGCAGAGGAGGCUGCGAGGGUCGCCGCGCAGCAGCAGCAGUACUACGCAGAGACGAUGGAGGCCACUGCGGAAGUGUCCGCACCUGGCGGAGAGAAGAGGAAGCGUGACGACGACACGUUGACCAACGGCGACAGCCACAAGAAGUCCAAGACUGAUGCUGCAGCGACGAGAGUCAGCGAAGAGCCAACCACUCACGUCAAGCGUGACCGUGAGCACAAUACCAUCACGGUGAAGAACUUACCACUCGAUGUUCAGGAAGCCGAGAUCAAGAAGUUCUUCAAGGAUUGCGGCAAUACACCAUCAGUCAAUAUCCUCCGGGACGAGGAGAACAACGCUUCAUCUGCUACAGUCGAGUUCGAGACUCAUGAGGAUGUGCUUGCAGCCAAGACCCGAGACGGAAAGGCCUUCGAAGGACGUGAAAUCAACAUCUCAAGUGGUGUCCAGAACACUCUCUACGUGACAAAUUAUCCCGCCGAGUGGGAGGAGAGCAACAUUCGCGACUUGCUCAAGAGCUACGGCGAGAUCAUCUCCAUACGACUGCCUUCGCUCAAGUACAACAACCGCAGGCGAUUCUGCUAUGUCCAAUUCCUCCACCCAGACAUGGCAAAAGCGGCUGAGGCUGCCAUGGACGGUACGAAACUCGACGCAGCCCAUACGAUCCUCGCGAAGAUCUCCAACCCGGACCGCAAGAAGGCUCGCAGCGGUGCACUGGAAGAAGGCCGAGAACUUUUCGUCAAGAAUUUGGAUAGAGACGCACCAGAAGAUGACCUCAAGAAGUUGUUUGAACCGUACGGCAAGCUGGAAAAGUUCAACUUGCUCCGUCUGAUGAACAACAAGCUCACGGGAUCUGGAUUCUUCACCUACUCCUCCGCCGCGGAAGCCAAUGCCGCUAUUGAGGCCCUGCACAACAAACCUUUCCACGGUCGCAUCUUGAACGUCGCCCUUGCCACGCCAAAAGGCGGUGCUGCUCCAAUCGACCGCGCCAAAGCCGAGGAUGUGAUCAUCAAGCGCACUGGUGGUACCUCAGCUACGCCUGAGCCGAACGGUGCUCGUCGCGACUCUGAUGUAUCGAUGCACUCCGCGCCGCCUGCCGAGAAUCACUCUGCCGCAGAGAUUCGUGCGAGGAAGGUCGCCAUCUUCAAUCUGCCCGACACCGUCAACGAUGCACGGAUCACAUCAGCGAUGGAGAAAUUUGGGCCAAUUUCCAAGAUCCAGCUCAGACGCGAGAAGGAUGGAGCCAUUGUCGAGUUUGUGGAUUCCAACCAUGCUUUCCAUGUCCGUCAGGGUGUCGAUCUGCAUAGUCUGGGCGAGGGCGUCACAAGUGGAGAUGUGGGCGAUUUGCUCGCUAUCAAGAAGCCGAAGAAGGCAGCCGCGGCGCCAGGCGGUGCGGGAGGAGCGACCAGUCUUGCUUUCGUGCCGCCUGCUGCUGCACGUGCUGCUGCCGGUAGAGGUGGCAGGAGAGGCGGACUGGGAUUCAAGAGAGGUGGCGCGGGUGGAUUUGGAGGCGCCGCUGCUGGGCCAAAGAGCGACAGCGUGGCAGCCGAGGGAUCGACGACUGGUGGAAAGAAGAGCAAUGCUGAUUUCAGA
Messenger RNA from Zymoseptoria tritici IPO323, 3885 nucleotides. RefSeq lists its product as uncharacterized. Gene Ontology annotation, molecular function: protein binding; RNA binding. Gene Ontology annotation, cellular component: ribonucleoprotein complex. The record is from RefSeq and is a predicted model, not a curated record. The transcript is spliced from 3 exons. The annotation marks the transcript as partial. Gene Ontology annotation, biological process: RNA processing. Lineage: Eukaryota; Fungi; Ascomycota; Dothideomycetes; Mycosphaerellales; Mycosphaerellaceae.